AUGCUCCACUUACGUCAACGGCGCUGCUACCGCUGGCGGCAUGCGCUCCCCCCAUUGCCGCGCAAUGCCCACCGACACUGCCAACGCACACCUCGUCGCCUGUCGAGCGCCGCGACGGAUCCAGCGCCCCGCCCGCCACUGCAGCAGAUGGUCAUGACCGAGUUGCGCGCCGUGGGGCAACUCGUGGGCGGCGGUCUCGUUGUGGUGACAGCGCUGUUGGCGUCCAGCGGAUAUGUGAUUGAGAGCGUCAAGCGACUGCACCCGCUGCCGCCUCCAGGUCUGCUGCUCGAGCUCGUCGGACGGGACGGCACUGUGAGCGACGUCCACGUGCAGCAACGCGGCAGCGGCGACGUGACGGUGUUGCUGGACGGCGGCGUGGGAGAGACGUCGUUUGACUGGGACAAAGUAUCGACCGACGUGGCGACGUUUGCGGCGGUCGUGAGCAUCGACCGUCCAGGAUUGGGCUUCUCCGCGCCUGGCGCACUGCCGCGCACGUCGACGCAAAUUGUCGACGAGUACAAACAGAUUCUGGACAAGCUGAACAUCACGGGGACCGUUGUGCUCGUUGCGCAUGGCGCAGGAGGGUACAACAUGCGGCAGCUGGCAGAGGAGCUGGCGACGGCACCGAGCGGGCGUCUCAAGUGUGGCGGACUCGUGCUCGUCGACGUGUUACAGGAAAACCUGCGUCGCGAGCUGGAGAGUGUGUCGGAUGUCGUGCACAAGUUGCUCUUGGAGAUGGAUGGCAAUGGCGACACGGUCUUGCGGCUUGCGCGCUUUGGACUCAUUCGGCUCAUUAAUCUUGUGCAACAUGCCAAGUUGCAAGCAAAGUUCACGGCCGCGGCGUUGCCGUAUGUCGAGUACUUUUUGCCGUCGCCAGCUCACCGCGAAGGUGCGUUGCGUGAGAACCAGGCUAUUCCAGAGACGGAGCAGCGGUUUCGCGAUUCGGUAUCGACCGCUACGCCGUUUGAGUUUCCGUGCGUUGUGCUAUCGCAUGGGAAAGCUGGUAUGUUUGACGGCAUGAAGAUGCAAGCGGGCAUCACCACCCGUAUGCUGGCAGAUUUGGAGCACAAGUGGCUAGACGCCCAGAUCAAGCUAGCGAACACAAUCAGUAAGCGAACUGCGCAUCUCGUGGUCAAGGACGCUGGUCACUGUAUUCACCACGAGAAGCCGGAAGAGAUUGUGAAGGCUGUUCGUGCCUUGGUGGACGAAAUUGGCGGCGAAGUUGGCGAGCAUCGAGGUCUGAUGGCACUCACGGACGACGCCUGA
Hyaloperonospora brassicae is the source of this 1266-nucleotide messenger RNA. NCBI's taxonomy places the organism in Eukaryota, Oomycota, Peronosporomycetes, Peronosporales, Peronosporaceae. The record is from the annotation of a GenBank genome assembly.